Molecule: messenger RNA, 768 nt
Organism: Thlaspi arvense
Lineage: Eukaryota; Viridiplantae; Streptophyta; Magnoliopsida; Brassicales; Brassicaceae
Source: the annotation of a GenBank genome assembly
AUGGCGAAAACUCGACCUGGUGUCGCUUCUCCGAAGAGCAAGCUGGGCAAGAAAGACAUCGAUUCGUAUACUAUCAGAGGCACCAACAAAGUUGUUCGAGCGGGAGAUUGUGUGUUGAUGCGUCCAUCUGAUGCUGGGAAGCCUCCUUACGUGGCGCGUGUUGAGAAGAUUGAAGCGGAUGCGAGGAACAACGUGAAGGUGCAUUGUCGGUGGUACUACCGUCCUGAGGAAUCGCUUGGGGGAAGGAGACAGUUCCAUGGAGCCAAAGAGCUGUUCAUGUCGGAUCACUACGAUGUUCAAAGCGCUCACACCAUCGAAGGAAAAUGCAUCGUACACACUUUCAAAAACUAUACGAGGCUCGAAAACGUUGGAGCUGAGGAUUAUUAUUGUAGGUUCGAGUAUAAAGCUGCUACUGGUGCAUUUACCCCUGAUCGAGUCGCUGUGUACUGCAAAUGUGAAAUGCCGUAUAACCCGGAUGAUCUGAUGGUGCAAUGCGAAGGCUGCACGGACUGGUAUCACCCAGCAUGUGUAGGCAUGACGAUUGAAGAAGCCAAGAAGCUGGAACACUUUGCUUGUACUGAAUGCAGCUCUGGUGAAGGUGUCAAGAGAUCUCAGAACGGGUUUGCUUCAUCACCUACCAAUGAUCUUAAGGUAAGUUUUGUCUUUCUUUCACUUCUCUUAUCAAAUGCUAUCAAAGUUUGCCAACAUCCAUGUUUACUCCAAUUUGAGAUGUGGAUGCAAAACGCAGAAAAAGAUGAUCACGAGUGA